Messenger RNA from Lytechinus pictus (painted urchin), 2432 nucleotides. Its product is annotated as three prime repair exonuclease 2-like. The record is from RefSeq and is a predicted model, not a curated record. Gene Ontology annotation, cellular component: cytoplasm. Gene Ontology annotation, molecular function: 3'-5'-DNA exonuclease activity; nucleic acid binding. Gene Ontology annotation, biological process: DNA catabolic process. Bases 181 to 1017 code for a protein of 278 amino acids. NCBI's taxonomy places the organism in Eukaryota, Metazoa, Echinodermata, Echinoidea, Temnopleuroida, Toxopneustidae. The transcript has a single exon.
UCAAUAUUUGCUCCUCAAACCUCCUCUCAGCGUGCAUCCUAUAUACUGCGGAGUAUAUUUAUAGUCAGUACUCUGUUAAAAAAAAAGCAUUAAUUUCUUCAGUGAUCGAGAGAUAUCUUGUCCGCAGUAGCUGUUGAUUCUUUUUUUUUUCCAAGAAUUUCUCAUCUCCUUUGGUUUGCCAUGGAUAGUGCAACAGGGUUGACCAUCAAGAGCUUUGUAUUCCUUGAUUUCGAGACCAGUCAUCUGCACCCUACAGAUCGCCCCAAAAUCAUUGAACUGAGUUUGAUUGCCAUCAACCGUGCUGGUCUUCUUGACCCAGACGUGCUUACGUCAUUGAAUCUUGCCAAAAAUCAUGAGAACUCUACCUUUGACUUAUCCAAGGUUUCGUUACCCAGAAUCGUUGAUAAGCUGACGCUGUGUUUGGACCCAGGAAAGUACACAAGUGCAGAUUCUGCUCGUCUCACCAAGUUGGACAAGGAAAAACUCGAUAACAACAAGAAGUUGCCGUUUGAUGAAGGUGUGGUCACCAUGCUCAACAUAUUCUUGAGUCGGCAGGAUCAACCGGUUUGCCUGGUUGCACACAACGGGAUGAGAUUCGACUUUCCGAUACUGAGAUCAGAACUGUCAGGUCUGACUAAGGGAGACCCCCCUGCAGAACUUUAUUGCUUGGACACCUUAAAGGGAUUCAGAGCAGGAUUUGCGACGGAGACACAGGGAGUUAAGGAAAAUGCAGAGAAAAUAAUUUCAAAACAAAGUUCUACUGCAUGGAAAAGAAAGUUGUCUGAUUUGGAAUGCUCACCCCGUCCCAAACGUCAACGGAUCUCCUACACUCUUGCGAAUAUCUUCAAGAGGACAUUCGAGAGGCAACCACCUCACUCACAUUCUGCAGAAGAUGACGUGGUGUCUCUGAUCAAGGUAUUACUUCCGGUGAAAUCUGACUUCGUGUCUUGGGCUGAUGAAAACGCUUCACCGUUCAAGGAUUGCAAACUGUAUUAUGCCACCCAGCCAGUCCUGUAGUCGAGUAGUUUCGGUGGUCGGAGGUCGAUCAAGUCCGGCUUCAAGUCAACAUGGCCAUGAUGACCCAGGUCCAACGGAAAGUCCAGGUUCAAGUCAGCAUGGUCUGAGACUGAUGAUCAAGUCCUAGUUUGAGUCAGCAAUGAACGUGUUCGAUUUUAACAUAUUAAAUCUGUUGUUUACCCCUGACAUUUUAACACUUUGAAAUCAUACCACAUAUAUUCUCCGAAUCAACAAUCGCUUCAAAACAAACAGUAAUUACUUGAUGACCCCCCAAAUAAUAAUGAUAAAGAAAGAAUGAAGAGAAAGCUUUAAUAACUUUGAUAUUUAUGUAUGAUUAUAGUCAGGACUCGUUUGCAAUCAUCAUUCUAAUUGUAUUUUUAAAGCAUUUUAUGUAUCAAAAUAAUUAAUGAUAUUUGUCAUUUCAUUAAUAAAUACUGUGCCUUUGUUCGAUAUUGCUAUAAGCCACUGGCGGAUCCAGGGGGGUUACAGCCGGCCCAUGCCCCCCCCCCCCCCUUUGAGAAGCAAAAUUUUUAUUUUUAUUUGCUUGUUAAUUUUUUUUCGGGGACGUAAUAUCCUUCAUUUUUGGUAAAAAAGUUUUUUUUUUUUUUGCUUGUCAAAUUUUUCCUCGGAAAUUUGUGCCCCCCCCCCUUUGGAAAAUCCUGGAUCCACCCCUGCUAUAAAAUAUGUUCUUAUAUUUCGUUGCCUUGAUUAUAGGCCCACUAGCUGAUACAUUAUCAUAUUUGCUGUAAAAAAAAACAGGUAUCAGAGUGCGUAUAGAGUACUCAAAAACAAUUUAUUAUUAUUCCUAUUAUUCAAAGGAUGUAUAUAGGCUCUUUAAAAAAAAAGUGCACACCUAGUUACCAAUAAUGCAUAUAGCAUUUCCAUUUAUUUGGAAGCAGGAUAAAAGAGCAUUGUAGAUUAAAUGCCUUGCUCGCGGGCAUAGGUGCCGCGGCCGGGGAUCGAACACUGGACAUUCCAUGUCCACUCGGCCACGGCACCUCUACUUUGAGAAGAAGAAUUCAUCACAUAUUUCUUCUAUGCAAGGGCAGCUGUUUAUAGUAUCUGAUAUCCUUUUUGGAAAGAUAAAUAAAGAAUGAUUGAAUAUAGAAGCAAAUACCACAAUACAAGAAACGACAUGGCAUCAUUUAUAUUGACAAAAAUCUUUGCAAGUUAUGGUAUUCAAAUCAGCAUUAUUUUGCCGUGAUUGUAAUUUGAUUAAUUUGAUUAAAACUGAAAUACAGUACAAUGCAGAAAGAUGAGAAAACUGGGUUUUCUGCAUGCGUGUAUGGUUUCAAAAUUAUUGUAUUGUAUCAUUCCACUAUAAUGCAGUGUUUCAUUUCUAAUUCCAUUGAUUGCCGAUGGAAUAAACUUUAAUUCUGAUCUGAAUAAAAGAGAUGGUCUAUUUUUUUCUAUAA